Molecule: messenger RNA, 4317 nt
Organism: Scatophagus argus
Lineage: Eukaryota; Metazoa; Chordata; Actinopteri; Scatophagidae
Gene: ppfibp2a
Product: PPFIA binding protein 2a
Exons: 18
Coding region: 1444-3717 (757 amino acids)
Biological process (GO): neuromuscular junction development
Cellular component (GO): presynaptic active zone
Molecular function (GO): protein binding
Source: RefSeq, a predicted model, not a curated record
AACCUUCAAGUCAACUGCUGAUUUUAUGGAAGACCAUAAACACUUUCUGGACGGAUGGAAGGGAACAUUCACCCAAACCCUGGCUCUGUUGUUCCUGGGCAAAGUCUACAGGAAAAAGUCUCCAAGGGGUUUAAAUUUUUGGUUCGCUUAAACUGAAUCAUGUAUUUGCUUAAGACCGAUGUGUUAGGUUACCAGCAGACAUCCUGGGCAUUCAGUGCCUGUAUAAGUUGGAGAAAGGAAGCAGGGAAAGCAAUGUUACUACCAGACAGGAUACUGUAAUGUAUGUAGUUACUGUCAAAACACUGCUGGUCAAAGAGCCUUUGUGUCCUCAUGUUAAAAGAGUUCAGGCAUAGCAGAGCUGGUAUGAUGGAUGGUGGGCCAAAUAUGAGUGUGUGUAGGCUUCAGCCCAGAGAAUUUUGUUCUUGGUGGUGGGUAAAGGUUGACUAAGCCAUUCUGAAAAAAUGAGCCUCUUCCUAAGUGGAGGCAUGUUAUCAAAUCAUCUGACAUCUAUUAAGUAAACAAAAUAUUUGUAAUAAAUUAUGCUUUGGUGUUUAGAGGGUGUUCAUUUCUUGUUCUGAACAGAAAGAAGUUAAAUACUGUAGGUGUGUUUUAGUAGACAGCAGUGUUUCGGCACUUCGUAAUCCUGCUUUCAUCAUGUGCACAAGCCCAACUUUCCCUACAACAGCUGCUCGGAUGUAAAAAGAAUAGGAAAAAAUCUGCUUUGAACCCUUUACUGGCCUCCUACAUGCUGCCAUCACUACACAAACACGUCUACAUGGAUGCUUGUAAACACACACACACACACACACAAGCACACAUGCACACACACCAUGUGGACGCCUUCUUGCUGUGGAGCCAGUAAACCCAGAGUUAAAUUUAGCCGUGAAGGCACUCAAUAUCAUCUGUCAUAUCCGCUGUACUGGACCCCAAGUGAGACUUCCUCUGUCCACAGUCCGAGCAUAACUCGGCUGCUGAAGGGCCAUGGUCAAAGAUCACUUCUUAAGGAUGGCAAACCUACUCACCCCUUUAGCAGUUUAUCAAUGCCAGUCCCCUUUUGAUAAACUGGAAUGCAUGAUUUGGCACAUCAUAAUGUUGAAACAGUUCUGGCCAAAGUAAGAGGGAACCUCAGGUUCAUGAGCAAAUAUGUGUUCACCAGAUGAGACUAACUGGCCCAGUCUGUCUGUAUAUGGGGACCAGCCAGGGAUCUGUGUUUCUAAUACAGGUUUACUAUCAUAGUUAUGUGUUAAGGCUUAAAACUAGACACAUGAGGUAGAGAAAAUAAAAGACUGAAAGCCCACUUCCACAACAAUGCACUUACACACAACCACAAACAGACUGUAUACACACAUUUCUUCUUCUCUUUCUGUACGUUUCUCUUAAUUCUUUCUUCCCCACUGCAUCUGUCAGACUGUCGUGAAUUUUAUUAGUGAGCUGCAAGAGCAGAUGUGCAGGUUUCAGAAGGAGAUCAAUAGCAAGAUCCAGGAAAAAAAGGCGUUGGAGAUCCCGGCUGACAGCAGCUCUUCAGUGGCAUGCCCCACUGAGUCCACUGAGGGCCAGGCCUCAAACCCUGGGCCUUCCUGCGACAGAACCUCAGGGGUGACGCACAAACUAGACGAGGCUCCGAAUGAGAACACACACAGCCUGGAAGAGGGUAGCUCAGAAACAGAGCAGCAGCACCACUGUGGAGGAGAAUGUAGUUUAAUUAAGGAGCUCAGGAUUCUCAAGGACAAAGUGGAGCACCUGGAGGAUCAGAAGUUACAGUAUGAGAAGAAACUUAAGGCAACAAAGGCAGAGAUCAGCAGCCUUCAGCAGCUUCUGCUCAGUAAGAACGCUGAGAUCGAGAGCUUGCACACCCAGCUGAUGGCCAGACCCUCUCUGCCCCUGGAGAGCUCAGAGAGAGAUCAGGAACUGCAGAAGCUUAGGAGUGGAAUGAAAUCACUGGUAGCUGCCAAUGAUGAAAAGGACCGACGAAUUGAAGAGCUCACUCUGCUCCUGAAUCAGUGCAGGCAAUUCAGAGAGACCACAAGGCAAGCACCACCUGCUGUUCAUUCAUUGUCAAAUGGCAGGACUCUGUCAAGCAGCAGUGAGGAAGAAGAGCAUGGACAAAUGAAGAACACAGACUCGGCUAGUGCAAAAUCUGAGGAUGUAAAGUCUGAAGUGUCACAUAUUUCUACAAAUAGUUCUUCCUCUCAACAAACUUCUUUUUCAUCAGUCCAGAAGGAAAGUGAUUCCAGAACAGAACCACAGAUUUUAUCAAGUAGCCUGAAUGACCUAACAAAUGGACCUUUACAAAAGAGUGGUGUUGGUGAGACCAGAAGUCCAACGCUGCCUGUGACUUCCUCUCUGUCAGAGCAGAAUGGGAUGGGAGACAGCGGCAGUGAAAUCCAGAGUCAAAGGUCUCCAGAUGGGAGUGAAGACGGGGACUCCAGCCAAAGAAAGUUGGAGAAAGCUGAUGACAGCACCUCAAGUGAUAAUUCCCCACUUCAUUCUGGAGCAAAUACACAAGCCGGCCAGCGAGCUGUGGGGUCACCGGAGUACAUGAAGAAUAAUAGGAGCUUCAAGAGACUCUGGGGGAAACUUCGAAGAACCCAGUCUGGCGGGUUCCAAGGAGCAGAUCCAGAUGCUGGACAGUUUAGAAGAGGGGGGCUGCGUGCAACAGCAGGUCCCAGACUAACCCGGACCCCUGAAUCUUACAACUCCACACGAGAUAUGAAUAUUCCAUUCAGCCAGUGGACCAAAGAGCAGGUGUGUGGCUGGCUGGAGGACUACGGACUGGGCCAGUAUGUCAAUCUCACUAGACAGUGGGUUGAAAAUGGACAGACACUGCUGUCUGCCACACCUCAGGAUUUUGAGAAGGAGAUGGGUAUGAAGAAUCCACUGCACAGGAAGAAGCUGCAGCUUGCUCUGAAUGCAUUCACCACUAAAGUCAUAGAGAAAUCAUCUGAGCUGGAUUACAUUUGGGUCACCCGUUGGUUGGAUGAUAUUGGUUUGCCUCAGUAUAAAGACCAGUUCCAUGAAGCUCGAGUAGAUGGCCGAAUGAUACAAUACCUCACAGUGAAUGACCUUUUGACUCUCAAGGUCACCAGUCAGCUUCAUCACCUCAGCAUUAAAUGUGCCAUCCAUGUCCUUCAUGCCAACAAGUUUAACCCCAACUGUCUUCGACGAAGGCCAGGAGAAGAGAAACAGCCCUCUCCCUCAGAGGUGGUGCAGUGGUCUAACCAUCGUGUGAUGGAGUGGCUAAGAGCAGUGGAUCUGGCUGAAUACGCUCCUAAUCUACGAGGCAGUGGUGUUCAUGGUGGGCUGAUUAUCCUGGAGCCUCGCUUCAGCUCAGAGACUUUGGCCCUGCUGUUAAAUAUUCCUCCACAGAAGACUUUGCUCCGCCGCCACCUCACCACUGCCUUCUCUGCCCUGGUGGGGACUCAGGCUGCACAGGAGAAGCGAGAGUAUGGCAAUGCCACCGGCCAUGUGCCCCUCACCACCACUGCUAAAGUAAAGCCAAAGAAGCUGGGCUUCACCCAAUUCAGUCACCUCAGGAAGAGGAAACCUGAUGAAUCUAUGGACUACAUCUGCCCAAUAGACAGUGGAGCACUGACAGUGAAUGGGGUUUCUCGCUUGUCUUCUGCAGCACUUAAGGGUCUCAGCCCGACCUUGGACAGACAGGCCGGAAGCCGGGAGCAGGUGGGGACAAGGGCUCAAGCUAAUGGCCCAAAACAAUAAUUUUAAAAAUACAGCUGGAACCUCAACCCCUCUCCACCACCCUCCUCUCCCCCUCAUUACGUGACUUUGUGACUCAGUGGAGAGAUGAAAGACAAAAGAUGAAUCUAUGUGGUGAUUUGCUGGAUGGGCUGCAAAGACGCUCUGUUUAGCAGGUGAUGUUCAUUGUUGUCUAAAUAUUUUGAUUCACAUUUUGCUUAAACAAAGUUUAUCUAAAAUUAUGAUGAAUGGUGACAUAGUGUUAAUUGUUUUUGAAAGCUGCUCUCUGCAUUCCUUACACAGCAUACCUAUGCUUUAAAACAAUGCAUUUUACUGACCAUUUUGUAUCUACUCUUUAGUCAGAAUAUUGAUUAGCUUUUCUUGCUAUAUAACUGGACUGGCUGUACAGUAUAAUAAUUUACAUCAAUUUCUUUUAGAAUGUAUCCUAUUCAUUUUCUACAUGACUGACAACCAAAGCUAAAAAUUUAAUAAUGUCGAGUCUUGACUGUACACUCACUCUUGUGCACCUUCGACAAGGAUUAUUGGCAUUAUUCUAUCCGAACUUUGUCUUGUUUUAUAAGAUUUUUGUGAAUACGCAAUAAUAUAAUAAACAUUAGGACAAAA